Messenger RNA from Daucus carota subsp. sativus, 2547 nucleotides. RefSeq lists its product as uncharacterized. The record is from RefSeq and is a predicted model, not a curated record. Bases 1 to 2547 code for a protein of 848 amino acids. The transcript has a single exon. Gene Ontology annotation, molecular function: protein dimerization activity. Lineage: Eukaryota; Viridiplantae; Streptophyta; Magnoliopsida; Apiales; Apiaceae.
AUGUUUACUAAAAAGUACCCAUCUGGUAAUGAUAAAAGAAAAAGAAAGAAAGAGGAGGAAGAAAAAAUUAAACCAUUAAAGGGAUCGCUUCAAAAACUUUGGAAGAAAGCCAAACAAUCUGAUGUGCCUAUAGAAAAAGACGAGUCUGAAAUUGUAGAAAAAGAGGUGUCUCAAGUUCAAAGUACUUUUACACAAGAACAUGAAGUAGUUGAUGAAGAGUGUGCUAAUGAGAUAACUGAACAAGAAACCGAAGUGAUUGAAAAUGAGGUUAUCGAAAAUAGAGAAUACACUAAUCCCAGUGAGUUUGUUCCUCUAUCUUUGAAUAUUUAUGAUCCUCGGGUGUGGGAUAGAUUAGAUAGUAAUAUGAGGGAUUUGCUUGUUGAAAAGGGGCCUAUUAGAGAAAAUAUUGUUGUUUUUCCCAAGGAUAAAUGCAGUAGGGGGUUUUCAACGUAUUAUUAUGAUCAAAAAUUAAGAAACGGAGAAUUUGUUGAUAGAAAAUGGUUAGUUUACUCAAAAGAAUUGAAUAAAGUAUUCUGCUUUUGUUGUAAAGUGAUAAAAACUGCUCGAUCUAAAAGCAAUUUAGCAAGUGUGGGAGUAGAUGAUUGGGUACAUUUAGGUGAGAAGCUGAAGCAACACGAAGAUAGUCUUGAACAUCUUACUAAUCUGAAGGCAUGGGUAGAACUCCAAGUUAGGUUGAAAACAAAUCAAACCAUUGAUAAAGAAUUGCAAGAGCAAAUUAAAAAAGAUACUGAACAUUGGAGGCAUGUUAUGAUUAGAAUAAUUGCUGUUGUUAAACGCCUUGCAAUGAAUAAUCUGGCAUUUCGUGGGAAAAAUGAAAAAAUAUUUGAAGAUUCGAAUGGUAACUUUUUGGGUUUUCUUGAGUCAAUAGCUGAGUUUGAUCAAACAAUGCAGCACCAUUUCAGACUCAUUCAAGACAAGGACAUUCACUAUCAUUAUCUUAGUCACAAAAUACAAAAUGAUUUGAUAUUAAUGUUGGCUUCGAGUGUAAAGAGUGUGAUAUUAAAGAAAAUCAAGGAAGCUAAAUAUUUUUCAGUAAUUCUUGAUUGCACUACUGAUGCAAGCCGUAUGGAACAAAUGACUUUGGUGAUUAGAUGUGUUGAUGUUGUGAGUUAUCCUGUAAAAAUUGAAGAGUAUUUUUUAGAGUUCUUGAAUGUGGAAAAUACUUCUGGGUUGGGUCUGUUUGGUGAGUUAGAAAUUGCUCUUAAAUCUCUUGAUUUAAAUAUCAAUGAUGUGAGGGGACAAGGGUACGAUAAUGGUUCUAACAUGAGGGGAAAACACCAAGGUGUUCAAAAAAGAUUACUUGAUGUUAAUCCCAGAGCUUUUUAUAUGCCUUGUGGUUGUCAUUCUCUUAAUUUGGUACUAUCUGAUACGGCAAAUUCUUGUGUGAAAGGUAAAUCUUUUUUUGGAGCAUGUCAAGCUUUAUAUAAUGUGUUUGCUAAUUCCACUAAGAGAUGGAAUCUAUUGCUUGAAUAUGUGGAUGACUUGACUUUAAAAUCUUUAUGUGUGACAAGAUGGGAAAGUCGGGUCGAAAGUGUUAAAGCAAUAAGAACUCAAGCUCCAAAAAUAAGAGAUGCAUUAAUUAAAUUAGCUGAAGUUUCUGAUGACCCAAAAAUAUGUUGGGAUGCUGAAAAAUUAGCCUCAAAUGAGUUUUCAAGUUUUGAAUUUAUAUUGAGUUUGGUUAUUUGGCAUGAUAUUCUGCAUAAAAUUAAUUUGGUGAGCAAAAAUUUGCAAUCUGAAGAUAUGCGUCUUGAUGUUGCUAUUGCAAAUUUAAAAGGGCUAGUUUCUUUCUUUGAGAAAUAUCGAGAGAAUGGGUUUACAUCAGCUAUGAUUGAUGCUAAAGAGCUUGCUAAUGAAAUGGAUGUUGAACCUGUUUUUUUGAUAAAGCGUAGGAUUAAAAGAAAUAAACAGUUUGAUGAGAAUCCUGACACCGAACGGGAACAACAAUCUGCCUUGGAAAAUUAUAGAACUGAUUAUUUUCUUGUACUAGUGGAUAUGGCACUUUCUCAACUGAAGAUAAAAUUCGAACAAAUGGAACUUUUUGAGUCUGUGUUUGGUUUUUUGUUUGAUGCAGCGCGGUUGAUUUCUUUGGAUGAUGAAGGACUAAAAACUUGUUGUCUGAAACUUGAAAAGUCCUUAACUCAUGGUGAUGCUUGUGAUAUUGAUGCGAAACGGUUGCUUUCAGAAUUACAAAUUUUACAGGAGAUGCUUCCAAGUGUAGCAUAUGAAUGUGAAAUACCAUGGAAUUCUCUUAAAGUUUUAGAAUUUGUGAAGAAGAUGGACAUGUUUCCAAAUAUUUUAGUGGCUUAUAGGAUUUUAUUAACUAUACCUAUUACUGUGGCAUCUGCAGAACGGAGUUUCUCAAAAUUGAAGUUAAUUAAGUCUUAUUUAUGGACAAGCAUGACUCAAGAUAGGUUGAAUGGAUUGGCAAUUUUGAGUAUUGAGAAAAAUAUACUCAAAAGUAUUGAUGUGGAGCAUAUAAUCGAUGAUUUUGCUUCAAAAAAUGCGAGAAAAGGACAUUUCAGAUGA